Gossypium arboreum is the source of this 1313-nucleotide messenger RNA. RefSeq names its product GDSL esterase/lipase At3g26430-like. The record is from RefSeq and is a predicted model, not a curated record. Lineage: Eukaryota; Viridiplantae; Streptophyta; Magnoliopsida; Malvales; Malvaceae. The transcript has 5 exons. Gene Ontology annotation, molecular function: hydrolase activity, acting on ester bonds.
AUGGAACCUCACGGUUUCAAAAAAGUUAUCAUUGGCCUUAUAUUUUCAAUGACAUUGCUGCCAAGUUCCAGCAGUUCUUCAGCGCCUUGCAACUUUCCAGCCAUCUUCAACUUCGGUGACUCAAAUUCCGACACCGGCGGUCUAUCAGCUGCAUUUGGACAAGCCCCUGCCCCUAACGGAGAGACCUAUUUCCAUGCGCCGGCAGCUGAAAGCUUCGGAUUACCUUAUCUUAGUGCUUACCUGGACUCGGUGGGUUUAAACUUCAGCCAUGGAGCCAACUUUGCAACUGCAGGAUCAACCAUCAGGCGACAAAAUACCACCAUUUUUCAAAGUGGGGCCAGUCCUAUUUCAUUAGAUGUACAGUUGGUUCAAUUCUCAGAAUUCCAUACCAGAUCUAAGAUUAUAAGCAAGCAAGGGGUAUUUCAUAAAUUGUUGCCAAAGGAGGAUUAUUUCUCAAAGGCCUUGUACACCUUUGACAUUGGUCAAAACGAUCUCACUGCCGGCUAUAAGCUUAACCUGACGACAGAGCAAAUUAAGGCAUAUGUUCCAGAUGUGCUCCUUCAGUUAUCUGAAGCUGUUAAGCGAUUAUAUGAUCAAGGAGGAAGAACAUUUUGGAUACACAACACCGGACCGGUAGGCUGCCUACCGUAUGUUCUGGACAGAUUUCUUACCAGUGCGACUCAACUAGACAAAUAUGGCUGCGGCAGUCCAUUCAAUGAGGUGGCUCAGUAUUUCAACCAGAGAUUGAAAGAUGUUGUUAUUCAAUUAAGGAAACAACUUCCUUUAGCGGCGAUUACGUAUGUCGAUGUCUACUCGGUGAAGUACACUCUCAUCAGCCAAGCCAAGAAACUCGGAUUCGAGCUCCCUCUCAUAGCUUGCUGUGGGCAUGGUGGGAAGUAUAAUUUCAACAACUAAUUAAGGUGUGGAGGAAAGAUUACAGUGAAAGGCAAGGAGAUUUUGAUUGCAAAAUCGUGUGGAAAUCCUUCGGUUCGGGUUAACUGGGAUGGCAUUCAUUUCACAGAAGCAGCUAACAGGUGGAUAUUUCAACAAAUCGCCAGUGGCUCCUUUUCUGACCCACCACUUCCAUUGAAAAUGGCUUGUCAUUUGUCAAAGGAUGGAGCAAUGAAUAAAUUCAGGUGAAGGAAAUCAAUGUGUAAGUGCUCAUUUUGACGCACGAUAGUUUGGCCUUAAACCCUUAAUAGUGGCAGAUUGAUACAUGCAUAUCAUAUCAGGAUUGUAUUCGGGGAAGGAGAGUAAUGCGAGCCUUUGGUAAUGUCCAUUAGCUUAAUAACAUCUCAACAUUUAUUCCUUUA